AAAAUAUACACAAGAGGAAUGCAGUGGGAGAAACAAAACUGCAUCAGGCAUCAAAGAAAGGAGAUGUUUCGCGUGUUAGAGAACUUCUUGAUGCGGAAAUAAAUGUAAAUGUAAAAGAUAAUGCAGGUCAGCGCCUUCUUUAAUUUACUGUAUUUUCAAUUGCAAACACUAUUUUCUCAAUUCAAUUGCUUGUUUAUUUCUAGGCUGGACAGCAAUUCAUGAAGCAUCAUGUAAAGGAUUCACAGAAGUAAUGGAGUUAUUACUUCAGGCAGGUGCCAAUGUUAACUGCAGAGGCCUGGAUGGUGUUCGUCCAAUACAUGAUGCUGUGUCUGGGAAUCACUUUAAG
Messenger RNA from Pelobates cultripes (western spadefoot toad), 346 nucleotides. The record is from the annotation of a GenBank genome assembly. NCBI's taxonomy places the organism in Eukaryota, Metazoa, Chordata, Amphibia, Anura, Pelobatidae.